CACAACUACAGCCUCCUCUCCAGUAGGGGACACUGUGGUGGAGACAUCGCCCGCUCCCCACUCUUCUGUCAUCUAUAAAACCUCCGCGAAAAGGGUGUGCGUUUUGAAGGUUGAAUUUCAGUUUGCGGAUCGUCUCAAACUAAACAGCUCGAUCGCCGUGACAGCAUCACGAGGAGACUGCGCGCGGGAUCCGUUCAAGGUGGCCCCGCCAGGCAUCAUCCGAGUUCAGAGGUCUUGUCUGGUCUUUUUGGGACAGGGCUCGCGCAUAACGUAGGCUGCAGGGAAUAUGCGAAGUUGACAUUUUUCCCGAUACUUAUAAAUAUGCAGCGUGACAGCUCUGUGUAUUUAUCUCAAGGUCAGUAUUGAUCCAUUGUCCUUUAGUUGGAUACGUUUCUCGGCUAGUAGGAGCUUCAGAAUGCGACUGUCGAUUUUUGUUCGCCAGCAUCUGCAAUGACCCCUUCAAGAGAGGACGUUCCUACGGCGACAGUCUGAAGACAAACUUAUCAAUUUGAAGUGGGAUUCUGAGCACACGUUUCCUAGCAUCUUAGGUCGAGUAUGUCGAGUGGAAAACAUUGUUUUCCAGCUGUGUAGCACACGGUUCACCCUGAACGUUUCCUGCUUCACCUGAGAAGGACUCCACAGACCGCUAGCCGCAGUCUGCUAGCCCGGCUCGGUCUGCUCCGUGGGUUCUACCGUAGACCCAUCACAAGCUUGACCGGAAUAUGUGUAGUAUUACAAGGAGUCACCACUUCAUUUGCUUCGUCUAUAAGUUUUGACGCCAACUGCUACCAUGGCUACUCGUUACAUGUCAGACAGCCCCUCCGGCUACGGCAAAAGUUUCGUGAGACUGGGGCUGCUUGUGCUGCUUGUGUUCCUGGUCCUCGGUACCGUGUUUCCUCUGGGCGCUGCCAGUUCGCCCGACACCAGCGCCUGGGACAGCUCUGCGGGACGCGACCACCCGGGCCAAGACUCCCACAAGCCACAAGUUAACCACACAAAAAAGGCGUUUCCAGUGCUGGGUGUGGAUUACCCCCAUAUACGCAUUCCUUUCGAGAUCUCGCUAUGGGUGCUGCUGGCAUCUUUAAUGAAAUUGGGUUUCCACCUCAUCCCCCGCCUGUCCUCCAUCGUGCCUGAGAGCUGUCUCCUGAUCGUGGUGGGGCUGCUGGUGGGGGGGCUGAUCCGGCUGGCAGGGGAGGACGUCCCCCCCGUGCUCGACUCCCAGUUCUUCUUCCUGUGUCUGCUCCCGCCCAUCAUCCUGGAUGCCGGCUACUUCCUGCCCAUCCGGCCCUUCAUGGAGAACGUGGGCACCAUCCUGAUGUUCGCCGUGGUGGGCACUCUGUGGAACGCCUUCUUUGUGGGCGGGCUGCUGUUCGGGGUGUGCCAGAUCCGGGGCACCCACCUGAGCCAGGUGGAGCUGCUGCCCUGCCUGCUGUUCGGGACCAUCAUCUCAGCCGUGGACCCCGUGGCCGUGCUGGCCGUGUUCGAGGAGAUCCACAUCAACGAGCUGCUGCACAUCCUGGUGUUCGGGGAGUCCCUGCUCAACGAUGCCGUCACCGUGGUGCUGUACCACCUGUUUGAGGAGUACUCAGGUGAAGGCACGGUCACCAUGAUGGAUGUCUUCCUGGGUGUCAUCUGUUUCCUGGUGGUGGCGCUGGGCGGGGUGCUGGUGGGCGCCAUCUACGGGCUGCUGGCGGCCUUCACUUCCCGCUUCACCUCCCACACGCGCGUCAUCGAGCCGCUGUUCGUCUUCGUGUACAGCUACAUGGCCUACCUGUCAGCUGAGGUGUUCCACCUGUCUGGCAUCAUGGCACUGAUUGCCUGUGGAGCCACAAUGCGGCCCUAUGUGGAGGCCAACAUAUCCCACAAGUCCCACACCACCAUCAAGUACUUCCUGAAGAUGUGGAGCAGCGUGAGCGAGACCCUGAUCUUCAUCUUCCUGGGCGUGUCCACGGUGGCCGGCCCGCACGCCUGGAACUGGACCUUCGUCACCGCCACCGUCAUCCUCUGUCUACUGGCACGGGUCAUAGGUGUGGUGGGCCUCACCUAUGUGAUCAACAAGUUCCGCAUUGUGAAGCUCACCACCAAGGACCAGUUCAUCAUCGCAUACGGAGGCCUGCGAGGGGCCAUCGCCUUCUCCCUGGGAUACCUGCUGGACCAGGACCUGUUCCCCAUGAGGACCAUGUUCCUCACCGCCAUCAUCACCCAGAUCUUCUUCACCGUCUUUGUACAGGGGAUGACCAUCCGGCCGCUGGUGGAUCUACUGGCUGUGAAGAAGAAGCAGGAGACCAAACGCUCCAUCAACGAGGAGAUACACACCCAGUUCCUGGACCACCUGCUGACAGGGAUAGAGGACAUCUGUGGCCACUACGGACACCACCACUGGAAGGACAAGCUGAACCGCUUCAAUAAGAAGUAUGUGAAGAAGUGUCUGAUCGCGGGCGAGCGCUCCAGGGAGCCUCAGCUCAUUGCCUUCUACCACAAGAUGGAGAUGAAGCAGGCCAUCGAGCUGGUGGAGAGCGGGGGGGGAGUCAAGCUGCCAGCCACCGUGCCUGCCGCUGUCUGCAUGCAGAACAUCCACCCUAAGAAGCCCCCUGCGGAGCGGGCGCUGCCUCAGCUGUCGAGGGGCCGCGAGGAAGAGAUCAGGAAGAUCCUCAGGAGCAACUUGCAGAAGACCAGACAGAGGCUGCGCUCCUACAACAGACACACCCUGGUGGACCCCUACGAGGACGGCUGGGGAGACUUCCUGCUCAAGAAGCAGAAGAUGAUCGAGCUGGAGAAGAGGAUGUCAGAGAUGAGUAACUACCUCACCGUGCCAGCAGCCCCACCUGACUACCCCGCCAUGUGCAGAGCACGCCUGGCCUCAGACCCGCAGGCCUACAGUUUGAACCCGUCCGACAGUGUGCCCACCAUCCAGGUGGACCUGGCUUCUCCCCAGUCCCCCGACUCCAUCAACAUGCUGGACGAGUUCCACAGGCGGGGGGGCCAGGGGGGGCCGGGGGAGAGCAGGGGAGGCGCCAUGAAGCCCCCGGUUCCAGGAGGUGGGAAGCAGGGGGAGGGGGGGGAGGCGUCAGAGGGAGGGAAGGAUCCCCAGCGGAUGGUCCGGUGUCUGAGCGACCCAGGACCCACCGGAGACGAGGACGAAGAUGAGCCCUUCCUCCCCUAGCCCCGCUCCUUCCUAUCCUAGCCACGCCCCUUCCUCUCCUAGCCCCGCCCCUUCCUCUCCUAGCCCUGCCAAUCCCUGCCCUGGCCCACACUUCCUAGUCCCUCCCUUCCUGUCACGGCCCCGCCCCUUCAUGUCCUAGCCCUUCCCUUUCUGCCAUAGCCCCUAGCUUUCUGCCCUAACCUUGCCCCUUCCUGUCCAAGCCCCGCCUUUCCUGUCCAAGCCCCGCCCACAAGGUGACAUGGGAAGGGCUUAGCUCAGGCAGAGACGGGAGAUAGAGCCAUGCAUCCAGGACGUCACUGGGUGUGUUCUGCUCUUAAUGUGUCACAUCCACACUCAGCAACCUGCCCCCUGAUCACUUACUUAUGGAGCAGACACACAUAGUUAUGUAGUUAUUUAUAGUUGUAUAUAUUUAUAUAGCUAUAUGCUAUGAUGUCACUCUCAGAUGAACGUUAAGGAGAGGACUAAUUCAUGGACAGGAAACAGAAGCGGUUUCUCACGCUUGGAGUCAUUGGAAAUGCAAUCUUAUAAACUGUGGCUUCUGAAAGAGAAUGUUGCCUUAAGUUGCGUCACGCCUAAGGUCAUCCCUGUCACUUUGGUGCAUUUUAUCACAAAGAGGAACGUAUUUUUCAUAUUUCUUUUAUUAACAUAUUUUCACUUCAGGGGUAAACUGUGUCCCUCUGUGUCUCUGACCUGUCUGCGUAGCUAGGCUCGUCCAGGAAGUGAGCAGAGCUCCACUUCCUGUUUGGACCUGGGUGUUUCUCCCUCUGACACUGACCUCAGGGUCAAGCAGGCACAAACUAGAAGAUAACCUUUGACCUGGAAGCAGUUUCUCCAGCUGCUGUGUUCCAGGGAGCUCUGGAGCCUUCCUCAGAUCCAGGACAGAACUCUGCGACGCUCCGCGAUCUACCACGCUCUGAGUCAAUCCACCCUGGAAGCCAAUCACUAUAGUCACUCCAAAUAUGUUUCAUUUUUGUUGUCAUGUUACAUACUGUAUGUCUAUUACUGUGAGGCCCAGCGCUGGUGUCCGUCUCCUCGGGGGGGGGGGGCAAGGGGGCCAGCCCAGACCUAGACCCUAGACCACUAAUUACACAGCUGAUGCUAUGACACAGCAGGUGACACAGGCAUGACACAGCAGAGACUCUAUAACACAGGUGAAGUACAGCAGGCACGACACAGUGAAAUCUCCUAUGCAGCAUUAUGAGAUGUGAAUCGCCACGUGGAGCGUAGCCCCUUUAAAACAGACGUCCCCUGCUGCUGCUGUUCUGAAGCAGCAUCCCACAGACCCAGACAACACGCUGAGCUUGACUCACAACAUGUCUUCAUUCUACCAUAGGAACGUAGAGAUACUGCAUCUGUGACCUGUACAGUGUGUGUGUUGGUGUCUGCUGUACAGUACGCUAGUCUUUAUACACAGCCGUAGAACUAGAGUGGUAUUAUGUUGUGAUGUUGGUGACGAGGGUGAUUGUUGACCACCUGUUACCUGUGACUUUUUAGGUGUUCAUGAGGUUUGUUUUGAUUUCAAUGCCUUCAGGGAAGCACAGGCACUCAGGCCUGGGAGUCCGAAUACGGAGGGGAGGAGAUGGAGGAGAGAUGGAGGAGAGAUGGAGAACCAGGUGUGAGUGGGACAUGGGAGGGUGGGGGGAGGUGGAGGGGGAGGACAUAGAAGCAGACAGGUCAAACCAGGCUUGAGUGAUGUCACUUCCUGUCAUCAGCCCCUCUACUGUGUGUGAUUUAAGGACAUUCAUUUGAUUGUAUGUCAUGGUUUAAAGCGGAGCCAUAGCCACCUUCUGCUCUGGAUGCUAAGCACCUUUCACAGCCUGUUCCUCUGGACAUGUCAGCACCUCCUUAGUGUUCACUCCUGUGGCUCUUUGGUUUGAAUGUAAAUGACCAAUGGAGGAGAGCGAACAUUGUGAUGUCAUCCAUGACUACGUCAAACAGUUGAACCAUUUCUGUUCAGUCACCUGAAAGAAGAGGUUUACAUUUUAACUGGUUUAACCUUGCACACUCAAGAACCACGGUUCAACCAAACAUGAAUGUUUGUGUUUGUGUUCGCUUGUGAUGAUUUAGCAGUUCUCAAUUGUUUCUCUGGCGUCCGUCUUGGCUCAUCAGAAGUGUCUUCACACAACAGCCACAAAAUGAUGUUGGCCCUGCCGGCCUCCCUGCCGGCCUGAUACACUUUAUGCUUCACUUUAUGUCAAAUGCUUUAUUUUGGUUAAUGUGCUUUACAUCGGUUCAUUUGCUUUAUUUUAGUUCCAAAAUUAUCUUGGUUCUAAUGCUUUAUUUUGGGUCAAAUGCUUUUUUAUUAUUAUUCAAAUGCUUUAUUUAGGUUCAUGUGCUUUUAUUUGAGUUUGAAUGCUUCCCAUGGGAUCAAAAAUAACGGCUUAAUGUUCAUGUGCUCUACAUCAGUUCCUGAGUGUGUGUCACAUGAUGUGUGUCACAUGAGUUGAUCUGUCUCUUUCUCCGCUUCAUGUUUCAGUCACCACCCUGUCUUCAGUCCUCCCUGGGUAGUAAUUAUGAGUGAAACUUGAUAGUGUUCUGGAGACUGCUCAGCCUAACUUGGUGAUGUGUCCAGUCACCACAUCAACAGGAUUGUUAAAUCUCUGUAUGUAUAGGACGUGUUCAUGUAGGACCUGUCAACUAUGUGAGGAUAUGCCGCAUGAUUUGACCAACGAGAUUGUAGUUUCAGACCCACGGAGGUGUUGCUGUCCAGCUGAGCUAGGAUCAGGGUGUGUUGAACACUGAGUGGUUGUAACUUCCUGUUCCUGUCCUGAAGACACGGUGGGUCAAGCAGCAUAUCCUGCUGCCCGUCACCACCUGCUGUGUAGCCAGACCAGCCUGGUCCUGGAAGCAUCAGCAUGUUCACUAACCAUGUCUGUCUGCACCAGCCACCCCUCCUCUUCCUCUCCUCUCCUAUCAUCCUCCUCCUUUCCUAUCAUCCUCCUCUCAUCCUCCUCCUCUUCUUACCCUAACCCUCCUCUCCUCCCUCUCUCUAUCAUCAGCUGUUCUCUAAAACACCAGUUCUCACAUCCUUCAGGUCUACAUUCAUUUAUGUUAAGAGCAAUAAAUUAGUGUUUUGUGAAAAACAUUUUCAAAAAACAACUACCUGGAGACAUCCAGAGGGAGCAUUUAGCCUAAAGCCCAGUCUGGCCCGGUAUGGCCCGGUCUGGCCUGGUAUGGCCCGGUCUGGCCCGGUCUGGCCUGGUAUGGCCCAGUCAGGCCCGGUCUGGCCUGGUAUGGCCCGGUCUGGCCCGGUCUGGCCUGGUAUGGCCCGGUCUGGCCCGGUCUGGCCUGGUAUGGCCCAGUCUGGCCUGGUAUGGCAUAGUAUGGGUGAGCCUGGUGACUAAUGACCAGGUGAUUCUUGGAUGUGUUGAUUCUACAGACAAGACGCAGGACUGUGUUGUGGCUGUCCUGGUGGGACGUACUGGUGGGACAGGGUUAGCCCCCACCAGGACAGGGUUAGCCCUGUCCCACCAGUACAUCCCACCAGGACAGGGUUAGCCCUAACCCUGUCCCACCAGUACAUCCCACCAGGACAGGGCUAGCCCUAACCCUAUACUGUUCAAUGUCCUCUUUGUCUCCCUCUCGUCCUACGUCUUGUCUUGCUUUUUGCUGUUUUAUUUAUAGCUAAAUUAUUUGUUGAUCAUUUGCAAAUGUGUCGUUUGCAAUAAUAGUAAAUAAUAGUUUUAUUUUAUAUACAGUCAAAAAAUAUAUAAAUAUUAUACAAAUCUACAACGGUACUGUACAAUCUGAAUUCAUGACACUAUGUUCACACUGUAGAUGUGUCUAUGCUUCUGCAUUCCAAACCUGUAUUUUAACUAACAAUCUGUAAUCUAAAAAUAAAACUAUAUACCAAAUUAAAAGUUUUACUUUAUCA
Molecule: messenger RNA, 7037 nt
Organism: Osmerus eperlanus (European smelt)
Lineage: Eukaryota; Metazoa; Chordata; Actinopteri; Osmeriformes; Osmeridae
Gene: slc9a1a
Product: solute carrier family 9 member A1a
Exons: 14
Coding region: 791-3163 (790 amino acids)
Biological process (GO): potassium ion transmembrane transport; proton transmembrane transport; regulation of intracellular pH
Cellular component (GO): plasma membrane
Molecular function (GO): sodium:proton antiporter activity; potassium:proton antiporter activity
Source: RefSeq, a predicted model, not a curated record